This is a messenger RNA of Xiphias gladius (swordfish), 3043 nucleotides long. RefSeq lists its product as uncharacterized. Gene Ontology annotation, cellular component: cilium. NCBI's taxonomy places the organism in Eukaryota, Metazoa, Chordata, Actinopteri, Istiophoriformes, Xiphiidae. The transcript has 17 exons. Gene Ontology annotation, biological process: protein localization to cilium. Bases 1 to 2619 code for a protein of 872 amino acids. The record is from RefSeq and is a predicted model, not a curated record. Gene Ontology annotation, molecular function: protein binding.
AUGCCUUCAGAGAAGCCGGUUACUCCCAAGAAAAUGAACUUGGAAAUUGACAAAGAGCCUGAGGUGAAGUGUGACAUGGAGAACGAUGCCCAGGAGAAAAAAACAAAGAAGAAGGACAAAGUGAAAGAAUCUGAAGACACACGGAAGACAAACAAGACAACCAAAAAAGAGCGUAAAAAAACACACUUCCAGGAUGCUUCAACUCAGGAGAUAGAGUCCGUGGUGGAGGUGGCAAGUCCAAAGAAGAAUAAACGCGAUGAAAGUGACGAUGAAGAGGAAGACGGCUCCGAGAGGCCUGUCCCUCAGUCACCAAAGUGGAAAAAACAACUGGACACAUCCAGGUGCCAAAUAAGUGACGAGAGCAAAGACGAGGAAGUCCAAGAAAAGGAGAAAAAGGAAAAAAAGACAAAAAAGGGAGAGAAAACUAACCUGAGUCUAGCUUCGCUUAACUCCAACUACAGGGAGAGUUCAUCUUCAGGCAGUGAAUAUAAUGAAAGAUCAACUUCUCCAAUGUCAGUAGAGGAUCUAGAGAAGUUUGCUUUGCGUCCUGCUCCCAGAGACGUAACGAUCCAGUGCAGGGUCACCAGGGACAGAAGAGGUAUGGAGAAGGGCAUUUACCCGACUUACUACCUCCACAUGGAGAAGGAGGACGGAAAGAGGGUGUUUCUGAUGGCCGGCAGAAAAAGGAAGAAGUGUAAAACAUCCAACUAUCUCAUCUCGACUGACGCAACAAAUCUAUCCAGAGACACAAACUGCUACAUAGGAAAACUCAGGGCCAAUAUUCUGGGUACAAAGUUCACAGUCUAUGAUGGAGGAGAAAACCCAGAGAAAAAGCCCUUCAUCAAAGAGUGUGAAUCAGUGCGGCAAGAGCUGGCAGCAAUUUUCUAUGAGACAAAUGUGCUGGGCUUCAAGGGUCCCAGGAAAAUGACGGUGAUCAUCCCUGGCAUGCUGGAGAACGAUGAACGAGUGUCCAUUCGUCCAAAAAAUGAUCUUGAAAGUCUACUGGUCCGCCAUGCAAACGGCAACACAGACAAACUGGUCACCCUGGUGAACAAAUCCCCGAGCUGGAACGAACAGACUCAGUCUUAUGUGCUUAACUUCCACGGGCGUGUCACCCAGGCCUCUGUCAAAAACUUCCAGAUCAUCCACCCUGACAACGACGAUUACAUAGUGAUGCAGUUUGGACGUGUAGCGGAGGACGUCUUUUCCAUGGAUUACAGUUUCCCCAUGUGUGCCCUGCAAGCCUUUGCCAUCACCCUGUCGUCCUUUGAUGGCAAACUAGCCUGUGACCACGAUCUUCACUGUGUGACUGAUUACCUGUCAACCACCAACUGCACCCUGAGCAUGGUACCAUCAGAAAACACAGACGGAAACACCCCCUACUGGCUCACUUUCACAGAAACAUAUGAGCUAGAGACAUUUAACUGUAUGCUGAAAAACACCAGUGAGGAUUAUUUCUGCUCUGUUAAAACAUCUGAUCCUACGCCUGAUGACGAUGAUUUUCCAGAAACCUUCACGGACACAGACACCUUUGAAAUCUCACUCUGUCACAACCAAAAUGAUGGAUCUAAACUCUGCAAGGUGCUGGAUGGCGAAUAUGCACCUUUCACAAACAUUAAACCAAACGCACCUUGCUGCCUCUCAGUUAGCCACAACUCAAGUCAACACCACUUCACCUGGAAUAGCACCUAUGAGAAAUACAGACCUUCCACCGACCUUGUCGACAACCUCAAGUAUCAGCUCCAUUACUUCAAAAGAGAAGACAAACAUGACGGCAACAUGACGGUGACGCCACAUGAUAUCAACACAGAUAGAACAAGUUAUUCUGUGGAUGAUCAGAUGUUUGUGCCAGACACUGAGUAUGUAGCCAGAGUACGGUCCAGUCCUAAUCAGGUAUUUUAUAAAGGACAGUGGAGCGACUGGUCCUCUGAGGUUCACUGGAGGACAGAGUCAGCCAUGAAUGAUCUCCCGAACAAAUUCGUUUCUGGAAUGGUUAUGAAGGUUUUCAUCCUCUUAUGUGUGAUGGUGCCAAUCAUCUUACUUUUGUGCUAUGCUCCUGUUCAAAAGUGGAGGCAAAAUUCCUUUAUCCCAACUCCAGCACCCUAUUUCCAGAACCUAUACAGUGACUGCCAGGGAGAUUUCAAGAGCUGGGUGAUUACACAAGAACACUCGGCAGACAUGCUGAAAGCAGAGGCGUCACUCCAAAUCGACACCCUGAUCAAGUGUGCAGAUGCCGCGGAGGAAGACCGUCAGCCCCGGUUUCACCACCCGUUGAUGGAAGGCAGCCAAUACAGUAACAUAAUUGACCCAGUCUGUGAUACUUCUCUCCUGGGAAUCCCUUACGCUGUGAGCACCAUGUCUCCAUUGUCAGAUCCAGGGAGCUCGCUGAAGAGUCUGACCCUCAGCUCUCAGCCAGGGAGCCCUGCUGAAGGAGACUCCGGGUGUUGGCUCUGCAGUGACACAUCUCUAGAGAAGGACUCUCCCUGGUACUGUAAUGAAUACUGCACACUGAGCACCCUCCAGCAGACUAGUCCAGUCACAGCAGAGCACCAUGGGAGCUCGUCAACAAAAUUUUGCCCACAAGGGAUUAUCAGAGCAGAUGCCAUUCAGGAAGCAUAAAAUGAUGUGAUUGUAUGUAGUAACUGGAGAACAAAAGAGUGUGAAGUCCAAACUUUAAAUAAUGUUGGGCCUAAAAGUUCAACUGCAGACAUCUACAAGGGGAAAUGUAAUGCUUCAGAACACUCCAACUACUUCAAGCUACAAACAGCUACUGUAAAUGCUUUACUUUGUUUUUACGUUACAAUGGUAUUUAGCCAUUAGGAUAUUAAUUGGUGAGCAUGUCUAUUUGUAAAAUGUUUCCUUAGCAUUAUGCAAAAUGUCAAUGAUAUAAAAUAAUUGCUUAACAUUUUGCCUUCAUCAAAUGUGUAACAGAUCUGUAAGCAAAAUAGCUCUGACUCAUUUUUUCAAGAUAACUGAGUAGUUUUCUUUGUUUCUGGAACGUAAGGUGAUCUUGCUGGAUAUUUUACUCAUGUAAUAAAGAAAA